AUAAUUAAUACUUAUUCAACUUCUUUUCAUACAUUUCUUUACUAUAUGAUUAUAAAUUAUUAUCAUCAACGUCUUAUUUUUAUUCCUAUAAUAUCUAGGUGGCCGGCUAGCAUCCAAUGUUACGCCGUCAAAAACUGGAAAACGUACAAAAAAAAAAAAAAACAGUUAUAAAAUCAAGUAGGUAGCUACAACUACAAUAACGUUACCCUCGCCAACGUGACCCACUAACGUUGCACAGCUGACGCGAUUGAUUUUUCCUCGACGUCUCGCGCUUAACGUUAGUGCGUCGCCGUCAUCGAAUCCCCUUAGUCGGUGCGUGCGUGUGUGCGCGUCCUUCGUUCCCUUUGGGUUAUUGGCCGUCGCCGUCGACGCCUCGUAAAACCCUAUUAUUCAAAGGACUAAAUAGAAACCUAUUCUGCAGUACCAAGUAACAAUAACAUACAAUUGCACACAAAGCUUCUACCACGAAAAUGCCAGUCUGUAAACAAGACGAAACCCUUAGGGCUUUAGCCCUCCUGGAAGACUAUCAUGCAAAACUUUCCACCGUACCCGACAAUGAUCUUCAAGUCGUCAUGAAGAUAGUGAUCAGUGUUUUUAAGUCAAGGCUUUUUCAGGCUCUCGUUGAUAUACAAGAGUUUUAUGAAUUGGCACUUCAAGAUGAAAGUCAUUCUGUAACAGAUGAAGAUAUAUCAAUUGCACAAAAAUAUAUCAUGGAUCAAUUUGAUGCUAAAGUUGGUUUGAGUGAUCUUAGUUUUCAACCUUUGGAAACUGAAUGUCAACGCGAUUAUAAAAAGAAAGAAUUUGUGGAUAUAAGUUGUCAAAUUAAUGGGCUGAGUGGACAUACUGGCAAUCAGUCAUGUGGUGAUGCUACUGAACAAGAAUCUAAUCUUGAAACUGAUGAUGAAACUGAAUACUGGGAGUAUGAUAAAAUAACAGUUGAAAGGGGCUCUGGUGGCCUAGGCUUUAGCAUUGCUGGUGGUGUGGAUUCAGAGUCAUUAGUCCUUGUGACCCGGGUUAGUCCAGAUAUUGGUGCAACUGGUCUUCGUGCUAAUGAUAUUAUUUUAAAAGUGAAUGAUCAGUCAUUAGAACAUGUUCCUCAUAGUUUUGCUGUGGCUGCUCUUAAGAAUGCUGGAGAUGUUGUUACACUACAUGUAAAACGACGCAAAAAGGAUGGAUUUGUUGAACCAGAAAAAUCAUAUACAGUUACAGAGAUUGAACUAGAAAAAGAAGAUGGAGGUUUUGGCUUUACAAUAGCUGGAGGUGUUGGUAAUGUACAUUUACCUGGAGAUAGUGGAGUAUAUGUUACAAAGAUUUUAGAAGGUGGUGCAGCUCACAAAGAUAGUCGUAUGGAAGUAGGUGAUAAACUGAUAGCUGUUAAAAACACAUUGAAUGGUGAUGUAGACUUGGAAAAUGUUACUCAUGAAGAAGCAGUUGCUGCACUUAAAGAAACUGGCGAUAAAGUAACACUUGUCAUUGUGAAAGAGUCUCUUAGCAUGCGUUAUAUAAAACCAAAAACACCAAUUAAAUCCAGUGUUUCAUCAAAAUCAAGCAGUGAAAAUAUAUCAUUAAUGCAUGAAAAAGUAGCCACUAUUCGUCGGUCUGAUGAAGGGUUAGGAUUUAAUAUUGUUGGUGGGGAAGAUAAAGAAGGCAUUUUUAUUUCUUAUGUGGCUCCUGGCAGUCCAGCUGAUCAGAAUGGCAUUUUAGAACCAGGUGAUCGUAUUUUAAGUGUUAAUGCAAUUGACAUGUUAAAUGCCACUCAUGAUGAUGCCGCUAUAGCUUUAAAAGGCGAUGGACCAAUUGUUACUAUUGUAGCUCAACAACGGCCUGAAGAAUAUCAUAGGCUCCAAAUUAAAUUAGCAGACAUCAAAGAACAAAUAAUGAAGAAAGCUAUUGUGUCUUCAAGUACAUUACCAAGACCUUCACAAAAAUUACAGUUAUUUGUCAGGGCUUUGUUUGACUAUGAUCCAAACCGAGAUGAUGGUCUACCGAGUCGUGGCAUAUCAUUUACGUAUGGUAGCAUAUUACACAUACUUAAUGCUAAUGACGAUGAAUGGUGGCAAGCUAAGAAGUUGGUUCCAGCUGGUGAAGAGGAUCGUAUUGGUAUUGUACCUUCAAAAAAGCGUUGGGAACGAAAACAAAAGUCAAGGGAUCGUACAGUUAAAUUUCAAGGACACGUUCCAGUUCUUAUUGAUAAAACUUCCACUUUGGAAAAGAAAAAAAAAAAUUUUGCUUUAAGUCGUAUGUUUCCAUUCAUGCGUAGUAAAGCAGAUCGUUUGGAAUGUACUGGAACAGACCAAGAUCAUUAUAUGCUUUGUUACACUCAUGAAGAUCCAACAUCUGAAGGUAUUAAUUUAAGCAGCAUAAGCAUAAUUGAACUACUUGUUGAAGAACCAACUUUACCAUAUGAAUCUGUUGUUAAGAAAACAUUAAGCUAUAGUCGCCCUGUCAUUGUAGUUGGAAUUUACAAAGACAAAAUAAACGAUCAUCUAAUAUCAGAAUAUCCAGAAGAGUUUGGAUCAUGUGUACCUCACACAUCCAGAGAAAUUCGACCUGGAGAAGUUGAUGGUGUUCAUUAUCAUUUCAUAAAAUCACGUGAACAAAUGGAGCGUGAUAUCAAAGAACAUUUAUUUAUCGAAGCUGGUCAGUUUAAUGACAAUUUAUAUGGAACGUCUCUAGCUUCAGUCCAAGAAGUUGCUGAACAAAAUAAACAUUGCAUUCUUGAUGUAAGCUCCAAUGCUAUUAAACGUUUACAAGCAGCUGAUCUGUAUCCUAUUACCAUAUUUAUUAAAGCAUCUUCUCUAGACUUUAUAAUGAAAAUCAGCGAUAAAAUGACUGAAGACCGUGCAAAGAAAAUUUAUGAUCAAGAAAUGAAAGUUGAACAAGAUUAUUAUGAAUAUUUAACAGCUAUUGUAAAAGGUGAUUCAUUUGAAGACAUUUUUGAAAAAGUGAAAAAUGUUAUUGAUGAACAUUCAGGACCUGAUGUGUGGCUACCAAAUAAAGGCCUAACUAUCUAAAAUGAAUAUACUAGAAAGUAGUAAUUAUUGUAAUUGAAAAAAAUCAUAAGUAUCUAAUUACUUUAGAUGCAUUUAGGUAUAGAUUUUCAAAAUUUAAUCAUAUAUACUACACCAUAUUCAGCAAAAAAAAAAUAAUAAUAAUAAUAAUACAGGUAACAUUUACAGGUUCUUUUGACUACACUCGCACAAAAAAAAGAAAAUCGUUAUUUUAAUCUCGGCAUAUACACAUUCUACUACUAAGGAACAAAUAUUUACUUACAGAAUUAAAAAUAUAGUAGUAAAAAUAAUAAUUACAUACCUAUUUUAAUACUAGUGGAAUUUAAGUUAAACUAGUUAAAUAACUAAUUUUAAUGAAAAUUGCUUUAGGCCUUUGUUUUAAGAAGUAUAACAAUAUAAUGAUUAUCUUCCACUACUUAUUAUAAAAUAUAUAUAGUUCUAAAAAAGUAUUUUUUAAUUGCUACGUUUAAAGUAAUUAUAUUUAUUAUUUUUAAAUCUCUGAAAACCAAAAACUUCCUUAUGAUGUGGUUGCCAAUAACUAUUAUAGUGGUUGCUCAGUGCAAAAUUCAUUGGUUUGAAAACCAUUAAAUUAACUUAUAUACUAUAGAAAAUAAUAAUUAUUAAUUUUUUUAAUAACAUUUUAAGUAAAUUUCAGAUUUAGAAGAAAUAAACAAAGACAUUAAUGACUUAUGGUCAAUGACAAUGGUUGUGAAUGAUAUGUGUUUUGUAGAUUUUGAGCAGGUUUUACCUUAAAAGAAAUUUUGGAAUACAACAAAUUAUAUAGAAAAAUGAAUGUAAGUUAAUAUGAGUUUUGAUUAUUUAUGGUAACAAAGCUCUAACUGUUUUUAUAAUUAUUCAUCAUUGUCUUUAAAUUGAAAUGUACUUGCACUAAUCAGCUGUUGUAAGUCAUUUUUUUCUAUCUACUUAAUGAACACUUAUUGUAAGUCAAUACUUAUAAGUUAUAGACCAUAUAAUUUAUAUAUUUAAAACAUAUAUAUCAAAUUUAUUUUAUUCUAAUUAUUAAUUUAAUCUGUUAUUAAUUCUCUAGUUUUGGAGCGACCACAUAAGUGAUGUUUGAUGCUACCAAAUUAUUUAACUACAAUUAAUAUGACUUAUUUUGAGAAUAUAUCAUAGAUAAAUUCAUUUUAUUUAUAUACCACUGUAAGUAAGUGUUCUUUUGUAAAAAGUAACAAUAACUUCCCAGGGCCUUUAGACAUGUGCUAUAAUAAAAAUAUUAAUUUUAAUAUUCUAAAUUCUAAAGCGCAUCACAUGCCUGAAUAUUUUAAAACUGAUGAUAAAUAAUAUAUGGUUUUUUAAUAUAAAUUAAUAUUAACUUAUUAAACUUAUAACAUAGAUUAAUCUCAUUAUUGUGUUUCUUUUUCGAAUAUCAAUAUGUACCUAAUAAUAGUUUUUUUUAAAUUGUAUUAAUUUUAUUUUUGUUCCUUCAAGUAAGAAAGUAUUAAAAAAAAAAUUACAACCUCUUACUGAUUUAUACUUAUCAGAAAUUAAAUAUACAAAUUUGUAAUAUUAAUUAGCAUGUGUCUUAUCUUACUUAUGGUGUUAAACAGGAUUAAAAGUAGUUCAAUUGGAUUUAUUUGAUAUUUUAAACAGAAUUUGUAUUACUAAAAAUUAAUAUAGAAUUUAAUUAUUGAGUAGGUAAUAGGUUUUUAUUAUUAUUUUAUUUAACAUUUAGUACCUAAAUAAAAAAUGUUAAACAAUACCUAUAAUUUAAAUUUAACUAUGUUUGCUAUCAAGAUUUAUUACUAUAACUAUUCUAGUCAUUGUUAAACUGUUGAAGUAAUUUAUGUUUAAAUUUGUUAUAAUGUACUAAAAAUAUAAUGGUUUAUUGUGAAAUUGUGUAUUUAUAAGUUUUUAGGAAAUAUAUUUAUUAACUUUCAAGUGUAUCUUAUACUUUUUUUUGAACAAUAAAAUAAAAUUAUAUAUCAAGAAUA
Messenger RNA from Aphis gossypii (cotton aphid), 4963 nucleotides. Its product is annotated as disks large homolog 1-like. Gene Ontology annotation, cellular component: neuromuscular junction; neuron projection; postsynaptic density membrane. Gene Ontology annotation, molecular function: protein binding. The transcript has 19 exons. Gene Ontology annotation, biological process: chemical synaptic transmission. Lineage: Eukaryota; Metazoa; Arthropoda; Insecta; Hemiptera; Aphididae. The record is from RefSeq and is a predicted model, not a curated record. The coding region runs from base 471 to 3014 and encodes 847 amino acids.